This is a messenger RNA of Zea mays, 1847 nucleotides long. RefSeq names its product DIMBOA UDP-glucosyltransferase BX8-like. Bases 229 to 1707 code for a protein of 492 amino acids. The transcript is spliced from 2 exons. NCBI's taxonomy places the organism in Eukaryota, Viridiplantae, Streptophyta, Magnoliopsida, Poales, Poaceae. Gene Ontology annotation, molecular function: quercetin 3-O-glucosyltransferase activity; quercetin 7-O-glucosyltransferase activity. The record is from RefSeq and is a predicted model, not a curated record.
AAGCAAGAGUGCAAGACGGCGACGACAAUGCCUCCAAACAGAUCAAAUCAGCCUCGCGUACCUUGCUUGCUCCCUUCCCUUCCUUUCCCUUCCUGCGCAAUUAUUGAUUGCAAAUUCGAAGCCUCUCGGACAGGCUCCUUGAUUUCAGCAACAUUCGCGUCACUCGUCUCAGAAUCUCAGUCAUCAAUCGUCAGAGCUAAAAAAAAUUGUUCUUGAUCGAGCAGCGCCAUGGCGACGGCGGCGGUGCCGGCCUCUCGGACAGGCUCCGGCGGCGUCGUGCGGCGGCGGCGGCGGCGCGUGCUGAUGUUCCCGCUGCCGUUCCAGGGCCACCUGAACCCGAUGCUACAGCUGGCCGGGGCGCUGCACGCGCGUGGUGGCCUGGACAUCACCGUCUUCCACGCCACCUUCAACGCACCCGACCCCGCGCGCCACCCUCCGGGGUACCGCUUCGUCCCCGUCGGCGAUGGCGUGCCGUCGGCCGACCUCGUCCCGUCCGGCGUCGACGCCGACAUCCCUGGCGCGCUGCUGCGGAUCAACCGCCGCCUGCGGGAGCCGUUCCGGGACUGCCUGCGUCAGGCUCUCGCCCUCCCCGAGGACGACGGCGACGAGGGCGGCGCGCCGCCGGCAUGCCUGGUGGUGGACUCCAACCUGCGCGGAAUGCAGCUGGUGGCCGAGGAGCUCGGCGUGCCCACGCUCGUGCUGCGCACCGGCGCCGCCGCAUGCCUCGUCGCCUACUUGGCGUUCCCGGCGCUCUGCGACAAGGGCCUCCUCCCACCGACAUCCAAAGACAAGUCCCAGCUGGACAUACCGCUAGACGGGCUCACACCACUACGCCUAAGAGACAUGGUGUUCUCGCCCACUACUACACAUGCGAACAUGACAGAGUGCCUAAAAUGCCUGGUCGACGCAACGAGGAGUUGUUCCGGCGUCAUAUUCAACACCUUCCGAGACCUGGAGGACUCCGACCUCCAGAGGAUCGCCAAUGGCGUCGUCGGAGUGCCGAUCUAUCCUGUCGGCCCCCUCCACAAGAUCUCUCCAUGCACCGAGGACAGCUUACUGGCGCCGGACCGGGCGUGUCUAGAGUGGCUGGACAAGCAAGAGGCGGACUCCGUUCUGUACGUGAGCUUUGGGAGCCUGGCACGCGUGGACGGAAAGGAGCUGCUGGAGAUAGCAUGGGGCCUGGCCGACAGCAAGAUGCCAUUCCUGUGGGUUCUUCGCCACGGCUUGUUGGUCAACUCAUCAUCAUCCGACGACGACGACGACCAGGACAAAGUGAGGAGGCUUCUUCUUCCCGGCGGCUUCGAGGAGGCGACGCGCGGAAGGGGGGUGGUGGUGCCCUGGGUCCCGCAGCAGGAGGUUCUACGGCACCGUGCAGUUGGCGGGUUCUGGACUCAUAGCGGAUGGAACUCCACUCUGGAGAGCGUCUGCGAAGGUGUCCCGAUGAUGUGCCGACCCCAGUUCGCCGACCAGAUGAUAAAUACGAGGUACGUGCAAGAAGUGUGGAGGGUAGGGUUUGAGCUAGAUGGCGACCAGCUGGAGAGGCGCAAGAUCGCGGGGGCUGUUACAAAGCUGCUUUGUACGGAGGAAGGAAGGCGUAUGAGACAGAGGGCCAGAGAUUUAAGAGACAAAGCCAUCGAGUGCGUCCAGGAAGAAGGCGCCUCCAAGUCUGCAAUUCAGCUAUUGAUAGAUCGCAUAGCGUCAUUUUAGUUGUGUUCCAUGACAAGACAGUUAAAUUGUAUGACGCCAAUGCUACAGGGCUCAAUAUAAUGUAUGUGAUGCGCUGAACUAAUAUUUAUAAAUAAUGUAGUUUAUAAUGGUAUUGCACAACUCUUAGCAUAGUUUGUUUC